Molecule: messenger RNA, 2749 nt
Organism: Lutra lutra (Eurasian river otter)
Lineage: Eukaryota; Metazoa; Chordata; Mammalia; Carnivora; Mustelidae
Gene: CCDC106
Product: coiled-coil domain containing 106
Exons: 5
Coding region: 1368-2213 (281 amino acids)
Cellular component (GO): nucleoplasm
Source: RefSeq, a predicted model, not a curated record
GGGGGGGGACGGGGUAGGAGAAGCGGCCAAGACUGGGUCUAAAUGCUCCCAAGCAACUCAUAAUCUGCCACAGGGUUUGCGCUGGGGGUGUUCCGGGCCCCUAUUUUCAGGGAGGGUAACUGUAACCCCUACUCUCUCAUGGUCCUAGGAACCGUGCGUGAGGUCCGGUUGUGCAGGCGAUGCACGGACGGCGGGAGAUGAAGGGGCGGGUUACGGCGGUCCAAGGGGCCAGUUCUUAGGGUACCGCUGAAAAGGAUUCUCCCUGUGCUUCAACUUUCCUGGUUGUCUCCUUCCCUCUCCCGGGCCCGACUCGGUGCAUCUCCCCCGACCCCGGGGACCCCGGAGCCGCCAGCUCUCCAGGAAUUGGGAGUUUCUUGACGUUCCCUGCCCGGGCUUCGCGAAGGGCGGGGUAGUGCGGCAAGGGGCCGUCGCGCAAGUGCAGCUCGCGCCUCGGCCACAAACGGCGGGCCUCACCUGGGGCCUGAGGCGCCUGGAAAAACGCACCGACCGGCGGGCGGGAAAGUGCCGACGUCCCUGCCCGUUCCCACCUGCCCGCUACCCCGCCCCAGGCUUGCCGCCUCUGCCUCCCCGCCUGGCCGCGGCGGGCGGGCGCUUCCCUGCACUCCCCGCGACACUUUGCAGACGCUCCCCGGCGCCGGGCAUGGGCGCCGCCGCUGUCGGUCCCCUGGCCGGAUUCCGCGCGCGGGUGGGUGAGCGCGGGGCUCUGGCCCCUCCGACCCCUGGCACCUGUGGGCGGGGGGUGGUGGCCGCAUCUGCACCCACGGCCUAGUGCAUCUGCCGAAGGGACCCCUGGCCAACAUCGCUCCCCCUCCCACCCGGGGGACAAAGGGCGGGGGCGGGGGCGCAUCCCCACGCGUGACCUUCCCCCGCACUGCGCACGCGCCCCCUUCACCACGGGGAGGGGCCCUGCUCGCCCACACGAGUGCGGGGGAGGGGCGUGGGGAGGCGCAGCGCGUGGGCUGGACCCCCAUCCUAUGCCUGGAAGUUGGGGCACGGUCCCCUCCCCCCUGCGCCUCUCGCUUCUUUUGGCCCCGAGGUGAUCCGUGAUGAGGGUCGGCCCCAUCCGGGCCAGGAUGUCUUGGCUCUGUCGACCCCGCGGGGAACCCACCCCUCCUUCCCUCAGUGGCUCGGGGUCUGGGCCCCCAGCCUCCCCAUUUCCUAGGAGCCCAGGAGUUUGAAACCCCAGGCGUCCUCCCAAGGACCCAGGAAUCCUGGCCCUCAGCACCACCCCCGAGUCCUAAAGAGUUGGGCCCCACCGUCCCUGGGAUGUCCCUCCAUCUGUGGCUGCUCUUUCUGUCCAGUGUCCCUGAGGCGCUAAGCUGCCUGGGUCCACCAGAGGCCGCGCCAUGAAUGACCGAAACAGUCGGAGGAGGACACUGAAGAAAGACGAUGAGGCCUUCGAGAUCUCCAUCCCCUUCGAUGAGACGCCCCACCUAGACCCACAGAUCUUUUACAGUCUGAGCCCCUCUCGGGGAAACUUCGAGGAGUCUCCGGAGGCCGCAUCCCCAACGGUGGCCCUGAUGAAUGGUGUCAGGGCCCAGCUGCACAUGGCCCUGGAAAGAAACUCAUGGUUGCAGAAGCGCAUCGAGGACCUGGAGGAGGAGAGGGACUUCCUGCGGUGUCAGCUGGACAAGUUUAUCUCCUCGGCCCGCAUGGAUGCAGAGGACCACUGCCGGGUAAAGCCUGGGCCCAGGCGGGUUGAGGGGGACAGCCGGGGUGGGGCUGGGGGCGAGGCCUCAGAUCCGGAGUCGGCGGCCUCCUCACUCAGCGGAGCGUCUGAAGAAGGCAGUACCGUGGAGAGGAAGAGACAGAGGCAGAAGGGAGGUGCUGGCCGGAGACGCUUUGGGAAGCCCAAGGCCCGGGAGAGGCAGCGGGUGAAGGAUGCAGAUGGAGUCCUCUGCCGCUACAAGAAGAUCCUGGGCACCUUCCAGAAGCUGAAGAGCAUGUCUCGGGCCUUUGAGCACCACCGAGUAGAUCGCAACACGGUGGCGCUGACCACGCCCAUCGCGGAGCUGCUCAUUGUGGCCCCGGAGAAGCUGGCGGAGGUGGGCGAGUUCGACCCCUCUAAGGAGCGUCUGCUCGAGUACUCGCGCCGCUGCUUCCUGGCCCUGGACGACGAGACCCUCAAGAAGGUGCAGGCGCUCAAGAAGAGCAAGCUGCUGCUCCCCAUCACCUACCGCUUCAAGCGGUGAUCCUGCCCCACCUGGCCCGGGACGCGCCCUUCGGCCCCCACUUCCCUCCCUCCUGUGUCCCUCCUGGCACCGGGCGAGCGUGUGCAUGAGUGGCGUGCUCCUCCAGAGGCCCUGGGGUGUUUCUGCACGUGCCUCUCCUGCUCCUGCAGAUCCCCACUCCCACCCCAGGUUCCUCGUAUAUAGAUCCGGUCCCCUCCUUGCCUCUCACGUUCCUAGCUUCCUCCCCUUUCUCUGCAUCCCCUGGGGAGGGGCGUCCACUUAGCCUGGCCCCCAAGCUUCAGGGGUCGGUUUCUGCCCUUUCCCAAACACUGGCACUCCUCCCACGCGAGCUGCACCGUCCUGCCCUCACCGGGCGCUUCCUCCGCGGGACACUGCGAGACUCUCUGCGGGGCCAGGCACUGUACAUACCCCGUCUCUACCCCCAGCCCCGAGGAGAGGCUGGCCCACUCUGCCAGGAGCUCUCCACCCGCAUUCCGGACAAGAAGGAAUUAUUCAGAGAAUUUAAAUUAAAGAGAGACGAUAAAAUUUGGAAUAAA